GUCGUCGAUUGUGGCACCAACAACUAUCUGGGGAUCUUCGCGCGCGCCGACCGCCCUCCCUACGGCAGAGACUUUGACACCGGCAGGCCCACUGGAAGGUUCUGCAGUGGAAGAAUCCCAUUCGGUUUUCUUGGUAGGUUUCUUUGCUUUGAGCAUUUCCCUCUCUUUCUUUGCUUCGGUGGAUUCUGUUUGGUUGCCGAGAGUGUGGUGGAGGAAAUUUCACGUUCCGGAGAUUUCGCGUCCGAGUGUUAG
Molecule: messenger RNA, 252 nt
Organism: Linum tenue
Lineage: Eukaryota; Viridiplantae; Streptophyta; Magnoliopsida; Malpighiales; Linaceae
Source: the annotation of a GenBank genome assembly